Messenger RNA from Oncorhynchus gorbuscha (pink salmon), 6979 nucleotides. RefSeq names its product transient receptor potential cation channel, subfamily M, member 7 (gene trpm7). The transcript has 41 exons. Lineage: Eukaryota; Metazoa; Chordata; Actinopteri; Salmoniformes; Salmonidae. Gene Ontology annotation, molecular function: protein serine/threonine kinase activity; ATP binding; calcium channel activity. Bases 185 to 5899 code for a protein of 1904 amino acids. Gene Ontology annotation, cellular component: membrane. The record is from RefSeq and is a predicted model, not a curated record. Gene Ontology annotation, biological process: calcium ion transport; monoatomic cation transmembrane transport; protein phosphorylation.
CACGCAGCGGCGUCAGUUCAGAGUCGCACAAUUAUGAAAAGGCAACCUUCCGCUGGAGCUGCAGCUAGGGCAGAUUUCACCAGCGACAACUGGACUUUCCUUCCAAGGCUAACAGAAAAGAACACCGCCGAUAGAUGGAUAACGACAUCGGAGAAGCUCUUCCUGAGUCUCAACGGUGAAAAGAAUGUCCCAGAAAUCCUGGAUAGAAAGCACUUUCACCAAGAGGGAAUGUGUCCACAUACUUCCAGUGUCGAAAGACCCCCACAGAUGCCUUCCAGGAUGUCAGAUCUGCCAGCAGUUGGUGAGAUGCUGCUGUGGUCGGCUGGUACGGCAGCAUGCUGGGUUUACAGCCAGCCUGGCCAUGAAGUACUCAGACGUGAACUUGGGUGGGGGGGCAGAGGGUGGGGUGCAGCCGGAGUUGGAGGAGUGGGCUGUGGACAAACACACACAGGAGAGCCCUACAGACUCUUACGGCAUCGUUAACUUCCAGGGAGGGUCGCACUCUUACAGAGCCAAGUAUGUGCGUCUGUCCCAUGACAGCAGGCCAGAGAGCAUCCUGAGGCUGAUGCUGAAUGAGUGGCAGAUGGAGCUUCCUAAGAUCCUCAUCUCUGUCCACGGAGGCAUCCAGAACUUUGAUCUGCACCCCCGAAUCAAACAGGUGGUGGGGAAGGGCCUGAUCAAAGCUGCUGUCACCACCGGGGCAUGGAUCCUGACAGGAGGGGUUAACACAGGUGUUGCCAAACAUGUGGGUGAUGCGUUGAAGGAACACUGUUCUAGAUCGUCAAGGAAGAUCUGUACAAUUGGAGUCGCUCCCUGGGGCGUCAUUGAGAACCGCAAUGACCUCAUCGGGAGAGACGUUGUAGCCUCCUACCAGACGUUGCUGAACCCCCUGUCCAAGCUCAACGUGUUGAACAACCUCCACUCCCACUUCCUGCUGGUGGAUGAUGGGACGGUGGGGAAGUACGGAGCUGAGGUCCAACUACGCCGCGAGCUGGAAAAACACAUCAAACUGCAAAGGAUACACGCACGAAUUGGUCAGGGUGUUCCUGUGGUAGCGUUGAUAUUUGAGGGUGGUCCCAAUGUAAUUCUGACAGUGUUGGAGUACCUUCAGGAGACUCCCCCUGUUCCUGUGGUGGUCUGUGAAGGGACUGGGCGUGCUGCUGACAUACUGGCCUACGUCCACAAACAGACUGAGGAGGGGGGGGGUCUACCUGAUGGUGUGGAGACAGAAAUCAUCGCUACGAUCAAAAAGACGUUCAACUUCAGCCACAGCGAUGCUAUGCACCUCUUCCAGACCCUUAUGGAAUGUAUGAAGAGCAAAGAACUGAUCACUGUGUUUCAUAUCGGCUCUGAGGACCACCAGGAUAUCGAUGUGGCCAUACUGAGGGCAUUACUGAAAGGCACCAAUGAGUCUGCGUUUGACCAGCUGGUUCUGACUCUGGCCUGGGACCGGGUGGACAUCGCCAAGAACCAUGUGUUUGUCUACGGACAGCAGCUACUGGUGGGUUCGUUGGAGCAGGCCAUGCUGGAUGCCUUAGUGAUGGACCGUGUGGAGUUUGUGAAGCUCCUGAUUGAGAAUGGAGUUAGCAUGCACAGGUUCCUCACCAUCACACGGCUGGAGGAGCUAUACAACACGAAACAGUCCCCUACCAAUCCCACGCUCUUCAACCUCGUAAGGGAUGUCAAACAGGGUAAUCUCCCCCCUAACUACAAGAUGACCUUAAUUGACAUUGGCCUGGUGAUAGAGUACCUGAUGGGCGGGACUUACAGGUGCAACUACACCAGGAAACGCUUCAGGAUCAUCUACAACAAUCUCCAUGGCAACAGCAGGAGGUCAGGUCGCCACUCUGCAGGGCCUGGGUCCCACCUGAGGAAGAGCCAAGAGUCGUUCAGUAUCCAGGCCGACAAGAAGGAGAAGACCAGGCACAACCACUUCAUUAAGACUGCACAGCCAUACAAACCCAAGUUGGAGUCGGCGACAGACCAGUCCAAGAAAAAAGCCAAGGAGGAGAUAGUUGACAUGGAUGACCCGGAGACACGCAGGUUCCCGUACCCGUUCAAUGAGCUGCUGAUGUGGGCCGUCCUGAUGAAUAGGCAGAAGAUGUCUCUGUUCUUCUGGCAGCAUGGGGAGGAAAGCAUGGCCAAGGCCCUGGUGGCCUGUAAACUCUGUCGCUCCAUGGGCUAUGAGGCCAAGAAGAGUGACGUGGUCGACGACACCUCCCAGGAACUCAAGGACUACUCCAAUGAAUUUGGCACCCUAGCAGUGGACCUCCUGGAGCAGUCAUUCAGACAGGAUGAAACCAUGGCGAUGAAACUGCUGACCUACGAACUGAAGAACUGGAGUAACAGCACCUGUCUGAAGCUGGCCGUGUCGUCGAGGUUACGACCCUUCGUGGCUCACACCUGUACCCAGCUGCUGCUGUCAGACAUGUGGAUGGGACGACUCAAUAUGAGGAAGAACUCCUGGUACAAGGUGAUCCUCAGUAUCCUGGUGCCUCCUGCAAUCCUCCUGUUGGAGUACAAGACAAAGGCAGAGAUGUCCCACAUCCCUCAGAGUCAGGACGCCCAUCAGAUGACCAUGGAGGACAGCGAACACAACUUCCAUAACACCACCGACAACAUACAGAUGGAUGUGUUCCAGGAGGCGAAGGCGGAUGACAACGUGGAGGUGAAGGAUGAGGCAGAGACACAGGUCCGCUCCCGAAGACUUCCUCUAACCAGGAAGUUCUACGCCUUCUACCACGCCCCCAUCGUCAAAUUCUGGUUCAACACGCUGGCGUACCUGGGUUUUCUGAUGCUUUACUCGUUUGUCGUUCUGGUCCGGAUGCCCGAGUUUCCGUCUCCUCAAGAGUGGGUGGUCAUCCUCUACAUAUUUACCUCCGCCAUCGAGAAGAUACGAGAGAUGUUUAUGUCUGAAGCUGGGAAGAUUAGCCAGAAGGUUAAAGUCUGGUUCAGUGACUAUUUUAACCUCUCAGACUUCCUGGCUAUUGUCACCUUCUUUGUGGGCUUUGGAUUGAGGAUCGGAGGAGAGGAUGUGCUUGUCCCAGGCCGGACUGUGUAUUGCUUGAAUAUCAUCUUCUGGUACGUGAGACUCCUAGAUAUUCUGGCAGUCAACCAGCAAGCAGGACCGUAUGUGAUGAUGAUCGGUAAAAUGGUGGCCAAUAUGUUUUAUAUUGUGGUGAUCAUGGCGGUGGUGUUGUUGAGUUAUGGCGUGCCGCGGAAAGCCAUCCUGUACCCAAAUGAGGAGCCCAGUUGGACGCUGCUCAAAGAUGUGGUCUUCCAGCCGUACUGGAUGAUGUACGGGGAAGUGUAUGCGUAUGAAAUUGACGUGUGUGCCAAUAAUACUGAUACGAAUGUGAAAUCCCUGUGCUCCACUUCAGUGUGGAUCACUCCUUUCCUACAAGCAGUCUACCUCUUUGUCCAAUACAUAUUGAUAGUUAACCUUCUCAUCGCCUUCUUCAAUAAUGUGUACCUCCAAGUGAUGUCAAUCAGUAAUCUGGUAUGGAAGUACCAGAGGUAUCAUUUCGUCAUGGCCUACCAUGAGAAGCCAGUCCUCCCUCCUCCCCUCAUCCUCCUCUCCCACCUCGUCUCUUUCUGCUCCUGCAUCUGUCACAAGAGGAAGAAGGACAGUCACUCUUAUGGACCAAAGUUGUUUCUAACGGAGGAGGAUCAGAAGAAGCUCCAUGACUUUGAGGAGCAGUGUGUGGAGACUUACUUCCAUGAGAAAAACGACCAGUUCCACUCAGGGAGCGAUGAGCGCAUCCGCCUCACCUCAGACAGGGUUGAGACCAUGUGUAUCCAGCUGAAGGAGGUCGGUAACAGAGUGAACUUCAUCAAGCGUUCCCUCCACACGCUGGACUCUCAGAUCGGCCACCUUCAGGACCUGUCAGCUCUGACCGUGGACACUCUGAAGACCCUGACCGCCCAGAGGGCCUCUGAAGCCAGCAAGGUCCAUAACCAGAUCACCAGGGAGCUCAGUCUGUCCAAAAACUUUGCCCCCAGCCUGGCCCCCACCCCCCAGGACCCUACCCCCCAAUCCAAGGGGGUCAAACGUAGCGUGGGCGCCUACUUUGGUUCCUCCUUCCCCCAGGUGUCCGGGGUGGUGGUGGGGGGCAACAUGGCUGAUUCUCUGUUUGGGAGUGGGGUGGACCCAAACCCGCCACUGACGCUCAGUCCCCCAGAGAGGAGAGGAGACUGGGCUGGGCUGGGGCACCAAGCUACUACUGCUAUAGAGGCUGGAUCCUCCACGGGUGGCAGUGCCAGUCACAGUGCCUUCUCCCUCUGCCCAGCUCCGGCGCCCCCUACUGUCAGUCCUCCAGAGCUGCGGCUACGCGGCCAUUCCUUCACUCAGUGGCAGCUGACCCGUCCAGUGCAGGUGGGCAUCUCCGACUGCCCCUCCAGCCUGCCCAGCGUGCCCUCUGCUAGGGCUGCUUUCUACGUCAGCUCUACCCCCUCCCAGCCCUCUGUCUCCAGCCACCCAGAACUCAGCCUGGCUGGGCCAGACAAAGACAGAACCUCUGCUUCCACCUCUGUCUUUGCUGUAGAGUUUGGUGCGUUUGUUGGUCAUAAAGACAACCUGCACCUGGACCUGCAGCGCUCCUUCCCCAGAGACAUCUCCUCCAGACAGCUCAGCCCAGCCACGCAGCCCAGGGAACAGGGUCAUCCUGAAGGACAAGGUAAUAUGAGGACGGUCAACUCAUAUGCUGGCUUCACUGAGUUUGACCGGAGUCCCUCUUUCCUCCAUCCAGACUCCUCUCUCAGUAAGCGAGAGAGGAGCGGCGUGUCAGCAGAAGACAUCCUCAUCCACGAAGACCCCAGAGCUGCACUACUACUGGAGAGGGCUCAGGUCAAGACAGCUCAGGCCAGCAGUCUCAGGGCACCAGGGGAGGACUCAGGUAUUAAUGCUGCAUCAUGUCUCUACAGACACGCCCACCUGGGGAGCAGGAAGGAUUCAAUUGGUUCCCCUUUCAAGCCAAUGGAAAGCUACCAAUACUCAGCUGUGGAGCGUAACAACCUGAUGAGGCUGUCUCAGAGCAUCCCCUUCACCCCAGUGCCCCCUAGAGGUGAGCCAGUAACAGUGUAUCGUCUGGAGGAGAGUUCUCCCAACACCAUCAACAAUAGCAUGUCCUCCUGGGCUCACAAAGGUCUCUGUGCCAAGAUCGAGUUCCUCAGUAAGGAGGAGAUGGGAGGGGGGCUGCGACGUGCACUCAAGGUGCUGUGUACGUGGUCAGAGUAUGACAUUCUGAAGCCAGGUCACCUGUAUAUCGUUAAGUCCUUCCUACCAGAGGUGGUCCAGACCUGGCAGAGCAUCUACAAGGAGGACACUGUACUGCUGCUCUGUCUCAGGGAAAUUCAACAGCAGAGAGCUGCUCAGAAACUGACAUUUGCCUUCAACCAAAUGAGGCCCAAGACAAUCCCUUACUCUCCCAGGUUUCUGGAGGUGUUUCUGUUGUACUGUCACUCGGCAGGCCAAUGGUUCGCUAUAGAGGAGUGUAUUACUGGAGAGUUCAGGAAGUUUAACAAUAACAAUGGGGACGAGAUUGUCCCAACCAACCUUCUGGAGGAGACCAUGCUGGCCUUCAGCCACUGGACAUACGAGUACACCCGGGGAGAGCUGUUAGUGCUGGACCUACAAGGAGUGGGGGAGAUUCUGACUGAUCCAUCUGUCAUAAAGAGUGGAGAGAAGGGGUCAUAUGACAUGAUAUUUGGUCCUGCCAACCUGGGAGACGACGCCAUCAGAAACUUCCGGGCCAAACACCACUGCAACUCUUGCUGCAGGAAACUCAAACUUCCCGAUCUGAAGCGGAACGAGUACACGCCGGACAAACUGAUGCUGCCUCAGGAUGAAUCACACGACCCCGGAAGCGGGACCCGCCAUUCAAUGAGGCUCAUGCUCUGAUCCUAUAGGACACAGCCAGAGAGAAGAGGCCGGUGCUGUUAUUCUAUUGGCCAAUGCCAGAGAGGACAAAGGAAAAACUAGUGUGCACACCUCAUGGCUAGAAGGGAUCCAGCUUUUGUCAAAUUAGCAUCAGAUUUGACUUUUGGUAUCAGGUUAGGAGGACUUAAUGCAGCAGGUUAGGAGAAUGAUGUUAAUGUUAGGAAAAGAUUUAGGGUAAGCAAAAAAAAAAACUUUUUUUACAUUAAUUUGACAAAAGCUGGAUAAGGUGGGUCUAGCCAUGACCCAUCUCAUCCAAUCAACUGGAAGAGCCACGCCUGUGUUUCCAUGGAGACCCAUGUAUGCAUGUAGAACUGUGUUACUUUUGUAUCUGUCCAACCAAUGCCAAUCAGCAACCAACAUGAUUAUUCAAAAAAUGUGUAAAUGGGGAACAAAACUUUUUAAAGAUGUUUUUUUUACUACAAGUUUAUAUGUUAUGAGGUGUGUGUGUGUGUGUGUGUGUGUGUGUGUGUGUGUCUAUAUAAACAUAAAUGGCUAUCAACAGGUACAAUAUCAUUGCAUAAAGAGACAGUACUUAUUCUGAACAAUGAAAAGUUGCCUUGUAUAAACUAAAGUGCAUUGUCUGUCUGUAGUGCAGGACUGUAAGGGUCAACCUGCUGAGAUACAAUUUGCAACACUUUAUACAGAAUGUCACCAGAUACUUUUUUAUAAAUGUAAAAUACAUGUAUUAUUAUGGAAUUAGUGGUUCAUAUUUAAUGAGAAGACACAUGAAUUUGAAAAUCUUGUAAAAUAUGGGCAGAUUGCAAUGCAACUUUUACAGUACAUAUAUGUACAAAUUGUGUUGAACUCUUCUGAAAUGUGUCCACUGAUUAUUUCUGAUAGUUUAAGUGUUACAAUGCUGGUACUAUUAUUGUUAUUUCUUUGUCAUCACGCAAAUACCAAUCUAGUGUAUCUUAUAGAUACUUAUAUCUGCUACUGAGCAGAAGCAGAUGCUGUUUUAUUCAGGGGCGUGUAAGGGUCUAUUACUCUAUACAUGUUCUACUGUAUAACAUUUUAAACUAAUAAAAUGACAGUUAUGUCCCA